AUGGCGUCCGCAUCGGUUUCCACCCCCAUCAAGUCCCACAAGGGACUAUUCUCUACCCGUACCGCAGGCGGUCGGAUGCCAUUGACCCCUUCUCCCCGGCAGCAGACAUCUAAGAAUGCUCUUGCCAUCGACCUGAACUCUUCUCCAUUCACACCCGAGAAGCGCUCGUGUUACGAUGCCAAGGCAUCCAAGUCUGUCUAUGGAGGAAAUCUGAUGUCACACCUUGCUCGGUCUACACCCAAGGCUGCCCACCGCGAAUCGCAUCGUGAAUCACACCGCGACUCACACCGUGAUUCUCCCAAGUCCAAUAUUGCCCGGGUGUGCCCCACUCCCCGCAAAGCCCUUGAACUCGGCGUCUCAGACUUUACUCUUACGGGAACUGGCAACACCAGGACCCCUGCCAAGAAGGCCGCACUCCGACAAAAAGCAAACAAGACCACCCUGAACUACUCUGGCGACCGCUUCAUUCCAAACCGCUCCGCCAGCUCUGGAAUCGUUAACUCUGGUUCCAGCAAGCUCAGCACUUCAGACAGACAGCGCCCCAAGACCAGCACAGGAGAAAGCUCAUCAGUGCUUUCAUCGGCUGCUGACGAUGCCGCUGCUGCAUUGGAGGGCUUGAACCUCAACGACGAAGAGCCUGACAGCUACUCGAGGCCGUCACCCAACACAGUUGCUUACCAGGAUUCUCUUGCCAAUGCCUGUGGUGUCAGUCUCAACACUCGCAUUCUCGAGUUCAAGCCAGCAGCACCAGAGUCCUCUAAGCCUAUCGACCUAAGACAGCAGUACAACAGACCUCUCAAGCCUGCGACCAGCACUUCUGCCCAGUCGCGACGACGCAUUGCCACCGCUCCGGAGCGUGUCCUUGAUGCCCCUGGUCUUAUUGAUGAUUAUUACCUCAACCUCCUGGACUGGAGCUCCGGCAACCAGGUCGCAAUUGGUCUGGAGCGCAACGUCUAUGUGUGGUCCGCUGAUGAGGGCAGUGUUAGCUGCUUGCUGGAGACACCUGCUGACACCUACGUCAGUAGCGUAAAGUGGUCUGGCGAUGGUGCAUACGUCGGUGUUGGAUUGGGAACCGGGGAAGUUCAGAUCUGGGAUGUCGCCGAGGGACAGAAGAUCAGAAGCAUGCACGGCCACGACACUCGUGUUGGUGUCAUGGGUUGGAGCAAGCACCUUCUCUCUACUGGCGCUCGCAGCGGUCUCGUGUUUAACCACGACGUUCGUAUUGCAGAGCACAAGGUUGCUGAGCUGGUAUCCCACACCUCCGAAGUGUGUGGCCUGGAAUGGCGUUCCGACGGUGCCCAGCUUGCUACUGGCGGCAACGACAACCUCGUCUCCAUCUGGGACGCUCGGUCACUUAUGGUGCCCAAGUUCACCAAGACCAACCACAAGGCAGCUGUCAAGGCUCUCGCCUGGUGUCCUUGGAACAUGAACUUGCUGGCUACCGGCGGUGGCUCUUAUGACCGUCAUAUUCACUUCUGGAACUCAACCUCAGGUGCCCGUGUCAACAGCAUCGAUACUGGAUCUCAGGUCACAUCCUUGCGCUGGAGCCCUCACUACCGUGAGAUUGUCAGCUCAAGUGGCUUCCCUGACAACUCGCUCAGCAUCUGGAGCUAUCCUACCCUGGUGCGCAACGUGGAAAUCCCCGCACACGAGAGCCGUGUGUUGCACAGCUGUCUCAGCCCUGACGGACAGAUGCUCGCUACCGCUGCUGCGGAUGAGAGUUUGAAGUUUUGGAAGGUGUUUGAGAAGAAGGCUGGUUCUGCUGGCAGUAUUGCUGGCGGAGCCUCGUCCGGUAAAGCCGACAUGGUCAAGCAAAUGACCAUCCGGUAA
This is a messenger RNA of Clonostachys rhizophaga, 1830 nucleotides long. The record is from the annotation of a GenBank genome assembly. Lineage: Eukaryota; Fungi; Ascomycota; Sordariomycetes; Hypocreales; Bionectriaceae.